Molecule: messenger RNA, 1604 nt
Organism: Chanos chanos (milkfish)
Lineage: Eukaryota; Metazoa; Chordata; Actinopteri; Gonorynchiformes; Chanidae
Gene: cdadc1
Product: cytidine and dCMP deaminase domain containing 1
Exons: 9
Coding region: 33-1544 (503 amino acids)
Cellular component (GO): cytoplasm
Molecular function (GO): zinc ion binding; dCMP deaminase activity
Source: RefSeq, a predicted model, not a curated record
AUUUGAAUGACCACGGUCUACAUUACGAUCGAAUGGAAACAUCUGAUAAAACAGAUGAACAGCCGAAACAGGAGGUCGACGAACUCCGUGAUAUCUGUAACGGCGAAGCCGCCUGCAAUAUGACGGAGACAAGCACGCAAACGAGCACCGUACAAGUACAAGGUCAUGGACCUAGGCUGUCAAAAGUCAACCUCUUCACACUUCUUAGUCUAUGGAUGGAACUGUUCCCCAGGAGGGAAUCACAGCAGAAGAAGUCCAGUGAAUCUAGUCAAGACACGGGACUGGUAGUGGUCCAUGAACGCAGAGUGCUGGGUCUGCACUGCUCUGGGUCAGAUCUCCAUGCGGGUCAGAUAGCGGUUAUUAAACAUGGGCCAAGGCUGAAAGGCUGUGAUAUGUACUUCUCUAGGAAACCCUGCUCCACAUGCCUCAAAAUGCUCAUUAAUGCUGGUGUGAGUCAGAUAUUGUAUUGGCCUGGUGAUACAGAAAUAAGUUUGUUGGAGGAAGGCGAAGGUGCAAUGGGCUCCAGUCAAGGGGAAGCCCUGCAGGAUGCCGCAGCUUCUGAGAAGCUCAGGUGCAACAGUCAGACGCACAUCCGUGUCCUCCUGCAGCCACUGGCCGACAGUAUGCUCCAGUUUGUGGAGGAGACCUCCCAGAACUGUGACUUUAUGGAGAAAAUAUCAAACGACGGACCAGAUAUCAACGGUCUUUUCAGGGAGCAAUACCUGAAGAAUCUUAAACAUUUUUCCAGGAUCUUCCUCAUCUCUGAUGAAAACCAACACAGGAUACUUUUCACUAAAAUGGGCUUGGAGAACUUCUUCAUAGAGCCAUAUUUCCGAAACCUAAGACAGCUCAUGUCAGACCUGAUUAAGGUUCUGUCCCUUGUGGCUGCCAGUGUUCAGGUUCUCCAGGAGGAAUAUGGGUUCUAUGAUGGAGAAACCUUGUCUCCCAAUUCACAGACUUUGUCCCAAGAUGUCAUACGACACUGUGUCAUACAAGCCAGGCUACUGUCGUACAGAACAGAGGAUCAUAAAGUGGGAGUUGGAGCUGUGAUUUGGGCGGAGGGAAAACACAGCCCCUGUGAUGGAACUGGGCCGAUGUACCUUGUGGGAUGUGGAUAUAAUGCUUACCCCGGCGGCUCUGCGUAUGCAGAGUAUCCACAGACACAAAAGAGGCAGAAAGGCCUCCACAACAAAUACCGAUACAUCAUUCAUGCUGAGCAAAACGCCCUCACUUUCAGGAGUGCAGAGAUAAAAGAGGAGGAAAACACUAUGCUCUUUGUCAGUAAAUGUCCAUGUGAUGAGUGUGUGCCCCUCAUCCAUGGUGCUGGGAUCAAACAGAUUUACACCUCUGACCUUGACAGCGGCAAAAGAAAACAUGACAUUUCCUACCUCAAAUUCAGCAAACUUCACGGCGUACGCAAAUUCAUUUGGCAGAAAAAAACAGUUAUCGGCUCUGAAAAAGGAGGACUCAGAACAAAUGGGGGAGUGAAACACAGAAGGUCUGAAGAAUCCGAAUUGCACAACACCAAAAGGCUGCGAUCCUAAGAAGAGAGAAACCGAGUGCCACUAUAUCAUGUGCACAGAUACGAUACUGGAAAUAUCAUU